This is a messenger RNA of Scophthalmus maximus (turbot), 2101 nucleotides long. RefSeq names its product BCL2 like 16 (gene bcl2l16). The transcript has 3 exons. Gene Ontology annotation, molecular function: protein homodimerization activity; protein heterodimerization activity. The record is from RefSeq and is a predicted model, not a curated record. Gene Ontology annotation, cellular component: mitochondrial outer membrane. The coding region runs from base 508 to 1119 and encodes 203 amino acids. Gene Ontology annotation, biological process: regulation of apoptotic process; extrinsic apoptotic signaling pathway in absence of ligand; intrinsic apoptotic signaling pathway in response to DNA damage. Lineage: Eukaryota; Metazoa; Chordata; Actinopteri; Pleuronectiformes; Scophthalmidae.
CAGAUAGUUACCACGGGCCAAGAAGGUUGUGGUUUCCCUUUUUGUUUCGUUUGUUAGUUAGUUAGUUGGUUAGUUAGUUAGUUUGUGAGCAAUACUGAACAGAUCUUCAUGGGAGAUGGGUCAAGAAAGAACCCAUGAAUUUGAGGAGACCGUGGCGGGGCUAUGCGCUCCACCGAGUGACAAUCUAGUUUUGGUUUCGUUCGUCCAGCUUUUGUGAUGCCCUGUGUCGACAUUUCUAAAAACGAUGAACGUGAAUGGCUCUUUCUUUUCUUUUUUUUUAACACAUUAUACCCUUCGAUGAAGACUUCUUUUUUUUUCCGGUCCAUGGAUGGAUGUUAAUGAAUGUGGUUCUGGUCCAACACGUCCUACAACUUGACAGGGAGUACUACCCCUCCAGCACCACGACAGACUAAGGUGAAUGGCUAUGCUGCAUGGAAAUAGAGCUGUCAACUGUGUACUAAUGAGAAUGCAGCUUGGUGAGUAGUGGAGUCGCUGUCAGGGUAGACCAUGUUUCAGUCGGAGCAGACAGAGGCCAGACUGGGCCUGGACAGCCCUGAUCCGCUGGUGAGAGAAGCUUUUCUAAUGGUUCAUGACUAUAUAGACUAUGUAACCACAGGGGGGGCAGACGGGACCAUGUGUCCCGCCCCUACGGCCUGCACCGCAGCCCUGCGCCACGCCGGGGACGAGCUCCUCAACCGCUUCCCCAUCUUCUUCAGGCGCUGGCCUCGCGUCUUCCAGGAUGUGACGGAGAGCAGCGCCUGCCCCAUGCUCAUGAGCAUCCUGGACGAGCACUUCUUCCCCCCAGUCUCUGGGGGGCGGCGCAGGGACCUGGCCUGGAGCGCAGUGCUGUCCGUGUACGUGCUGGCUGGCCAGAUGGCUCUGCAUUGCCAAGAGCGGGGCAUGCUGGCGGUCCUGCCCCAGCUGAAGGAGCGUGUGGGGGUCUACGUGGAAAGGGUCAUCUGUCCUGCAAUACGAGAGAAGGGAGGAUGGGGGGGCUUUGUGUCACGCUUCGGACAGAAGCAGUACCUGGAGGACCACGUGAAGAGAGUGUGCCGCUGGACGCUGCUGGCGUUGGCCACGAGCAUCCUCGCCUACCUGCUGUGGAAGAGAAUGGCUUAGCCAACACUGCCACCUACUGGCCACAGCCGGAAAGUGUCUGCAGGGGCACGAGUGUCUUUUGAUUCUUUAAAAAACUUUGAAAAGCACAAUUCAUUAGUUACUUAAGUGAAAAUGUCAUAUCCCAGACUCAUUACACGUACGCUGAAAUAUUUCAAGAAUUAUUUUUUCCUACAGCUAAAAAAAAGAUCGUUCAAAAAAAGAUUUCCAAUACAGAAAUGCCAUCUCUAGGCUGCGGUCAUCCCCGUUGCUUGUUCCACAUUUUCCUACCACACUUUUCCCCCACAGCACUCUGUGAACAAGCCAUGACCUUCCGUGACCUCCACUCCUUGUGGAGGUCGUCUACGAUCAUCUUCAGGACCACUGACAAGUCAGUGGUGUUCCCCAUGAUUGUGCUUGCAUAUAACAGAACUAGACCAAGAUAACGCAGUAUUUGUACUGUGUGAAUAGUGCAACUCAAACUUGAACAUGUUCGAUAUUUUUUGAGCUGUAGGCCAUGAUUGUCAAAAUUAGAAAAUGCUUGAAACAUUCUAGUUUUUUGAGUCUAGGACAUAUUACAUUUUCCCUUUCUAAAAUAUCUGAUAAAAAACAUUGACCUUUUAAAGCUGCAGUUACAUACUGGCACCAGUCACUUACAGCAUAUUUAAAGCUGAUGAUAACAGAUGUACAAAACUGAUGUAUGGCGCAUUUAAGCCAAUUCAACGGUCACAUGGUGACGAAUACUGAGCGAAUGUUUACACAUUAGUACAUGGACUUUUUGAUCCAGUAUUACACUUUCAUCCCAUGUCAGCUGUGCAGUCGAUGUGCAGUUGUUGAGGAUUAUAGAACAGACUGGCCCAGGUCCACAAAGAUGUUAGCUGCAUUUAAAUUUAAUAUAUAGGUCAUCAUUUUAACUGGCUGCCUGUUUUCAACUAAGCACAGUAUGAACUCAUGAAGUGUAUAUGUCAUGUCUGAGCAGUAGUUAUUAAACAAGUUAUACCACCAA